GUGCUGAGGCCGGCGGGGCGGGGCGCGCGGUGCGAGGUGAGGCCGGGCAAGCUGGACGCCCGGGGAGGGCUUUUCUAAGAUUCGCCACCCAGUCGACACCCCGACCCCACUGCGCGCCCGGAGGCCUUACAGCCCGAGUCCCGAGGAGUAGUAGGACUCAGCCGGCUCGCCCGGCCGGGCCAUGGCGCUCGACUUCCUGGCUGGAUGCGCCGGAGGUGUGGCAGGUGUGAUUGUGGGACACCCUUUUGACACAGUCAAGGUGCGGCUUCAAGUACAGAACACGGAGAAGCCUCAGUACCGAGGGACGCUACACUGCUUCCAGUCUAUCAUCAAGCAAGAAAGUGUGCUGGGUCUCUAUAAAGGCCUGGGCUCGCCACUAAUGGGACUCACCUUCAUCAAUGCACUGGUGUUUGGGGUGCAGGGUAACACCCUCCGGGCCCUGGGCCAAGACUCACCACUCAAUCAGUUCCUGGCGGGUGCGGCAGCAGGCGCCAUUCAGUGUGUCAUCUGUUGCCCCAUGGAACUGGCCAAGACAAGGCUGCAGCUGCAGGCAGCGGGCCCUGCCCGUGCCUACAAGGGCUCCCUGGAUUGCCUGGUACAGAUUUACAGGCACGAGGGCCUGCGCGGCAUCAACCGGGGCAUGGUGUCCACACUCCUGCGGGAGACGCCCAGCUUCGGGGUCUACUUCCUCACUUACGAUGUACUGACGCGUGCCAUGGGCUGCGAGCCAGGCGACCGCCUGCUGGUGCCCAAGCUGCUGCUGGCGGGCGGCACAUCGGGCAUCACCUCCUGGCUCUCCACCUAUCCCAUGGACGUGGUUAAGUCGCGCCUGCAAGCCGACGGGCUGCAGGGAACCCCUCGCUACCGCGGCAUCGUCGACUGCAUGCGGCAGAGUUACCAGGCCGAGGGCUGGCAAGUCUUCACAAGAGGGCUGGCCUCCACACUGCUACGUGCCUUCCCGGUCAACGCCGCCACCUUCGCCACGGUCACUGUGGUGCUUACGUACAUCCGGGGUGAGGAGGAUCAGGUAGACAGCGAGGCAGCUCCGGGCACCUCUACCACUCCUGCCGGGCCAGCCCUGGCCCAGCCGUCCAGUCUGUGAUCCUGUCUGUCCCACCAACUUUGUUGGUGUGACACAGGGGGGAAUAUGGCUCCUCCGCCAAUCUUCUUGCUCAUUGGCCAGUGAUGCUAGCCAGUCUACACCCCACUGGCCUCCUAUUUUCUUAGCUGUAAAAUGGGGACUCUUCCUCAUACGGGGUACAUUCGGGGAGAUCAAGCCUAGCUAAGUCUGCACUCUGCAGACAGCUGCCAGCCAGAAUCUUCCGAGCCCAGCACUCCCAGGGGUUAUCUCUUGAGCCAACUGUUACAAACCGGCCAAGGACCCACCCGUUCCCCAGAUCCUCCAUUGACCAUGUCUUACCGUUAGGGACAGUGGCAGCACACAAUGCUCUGGGCAUUGCAGAGCAGCCCUGCCUCCAUGGCUAGCUUCUCCACUGCUGCUCCUGAACGGCAGAGCAGGGUCGAGGCCCUGGCACCAAGCUUGUGGACGAUUGAGCCAGUGUAGAGCCUGAAUGGAAGCAGACAGGCCACUGGCCUCAACGUCUCCACAGGGAAAUUGUGUAACAGCUGUGGCAGGACAAAGUCGUCUUACCUCUGAGCCUUAGGCUACCUGUUUGUAGGAUGGAGGCCUGGGUCAGCUGAUGUCUGGCUCUCUUAGUGCCACCCAGGAUUCCCAGUGGUAGGUAGGCAGAGGGUCCAGGAGAACACUGUGGGAUCGGCCCAUUUCCCAGUAAAUGCCAUCCUUCUGGGUACUGUCAGUGCCUGUGCCUGUGAAGGCACAGAGGUCUUGGCACCAGUACAGAGUUGCCAGUUUGCACCUGCCUGGGCAGGGGAAACUGAGCUCUGGCUGUCCGUCACCAUUGUACUGUCCUCUAAAGGAAUAAAGUCGUUUUCCAGUGUGUGAAGCUCC
Molecule: messenger RNA, 1969 nt
Organism: Rattus rattus (black rat)
Lineage: Eukaryota; Metazoa; Chordata; Mammalia; Rodentia; Muridae
Gene: Slc25a29
Product: solute carrier family 25 member 29
Exons: 4
Coding region: 182-1102 (306 amino acids)
Biological process (GO): mitochondrial L-ornithine transmembrane transport
Cellular component (GO): mitochondrion
Molecular function (GO): high-affinity L-arginine transmembrane transporter activity
Source: RefSeq, a predicted model, not a curated record